UUAGGUUAAAGGCCAUUUGACUUGCCUCUCUCCAGCUGUUGAAGUCUCCGUUGAAGCACGGCUUGCCACUCCAGAUCUUUUGAAUAAUACCUUGGGAGUUCCGGAAGAUUGAUACUCUGGACUUUUGAGCUCAUAUAGACAAUGAAUUUGUUACAUUGAUAUUCAAGUUAGAAGAAAAAUCCAGCAAUCCUUUGAAUGCAUCUGCAGGCAAGUACAACUGCCAUCAUUUUGGCUUUGGAUCUGCCAUAUCUUUAAAGGAAUAGAGGAAAUAUAUCUGUGAAAAGACAAUUAAACAAUGAUUUCAACUAAUAUUUGGAUUUCCUGGGAGAGAACUAAACCAAUAGCAGUAUUUCUGCUCUUUGAGUCCGGCUGCAAUCAUUAACUAUAGAUGCAUUCCAGAGCGUUUUAUCAAGACUACUGUACGGUAUGAUCAAUGCUGCACGUCACUGCGUUCUCAGGCAAAACUACAAGAAUGCAUUGUACACCGUUUAACAGAAAAUGGUUUUGAAAUGUUUGAACACUGCUCUGAGAAAAGCUUUGAAAGGGGCAAUAAUCGUAAACAUCCAGUUGCUUUUAGACUGAAACUUUUAAACACUCCAUUAUGGUUAACGGGACUACUGAUUCAAACAGUUCCAGUCUUGGACCGAGUGAUGUCGAGCGAGUGUUGGUACCAAUAUUUGACAGCUUUAUCCUGGUGACCGGGGUAGUGGGACACAUCCUGGUUCUUAUCAUCAUCUGUCGAACGAUACGGCGAGGACGUGGACAGCCCAGUGGAGGAAGGACAGGAGGACUCCAACAGACAAAUGCAAACGGCACAGAUGUUUUUCUUCUGUCAUUAAGUGUGGCGGACCUUCUCCUACUGUCAUGUCUUCCAUAUCACACAGUUGCCAUUGCAACCCAUCACUGGCCGUUUGGAAGCUUUAUGUGCAAGUCCGUCAGCUUCCUGAGUGCGAUGUGUACAGCCGCCAGUGCCUUUACGCUGGCCGCUUUGGCUUUUGCUCGGUACAUCAUCGUAGUUCAUCAGUCCAAAGCGUAUCGAUGGCGCAGAGAGGGGCGUUUAAAAGUGACUGCAGGCGUACUGUGGAUACCAGCUGUUGUGUUGGCAUCGCCUCAGUUCGCUUGGAGGACACUGAUUUCAGGGCCGGACAACCGUGAAACUCUUGAGGACCUGGCAUGUUUUAAUUUCCUUUCUGACAAGAGCCAGUUGGCAUAUGGAGUGUGCCACUUCCUACUGGCUUUUGCAUUUCCGCUUUUGGUCAUUGUAAUAGCCUAUGCCAAGAUAUACCAUUUCCUCAAAAUCACCAGGCGGGAUCGCACAACUCAGACUGACCGUUUGGAGCACUACCAUGUUCAUGUCACCCAGAUGUCUGCUCUGUUAGUGCUGGCGUUUGCAUUGUGCUGGCUGCCUUCCUAUGGCUUGAUGUUUGCUCAAAUAGUUGAGGGUGACAAUGCGGUUGGAACUUUACCUAACUUUGGACCCUUUGCUACGUUUGCUCGCAUCAUGGCAACCUCUUCUACAGUGGCCAACCCCAUUCUCUAUGUUUUCAUGUCAGAGAAAUUCAGGAAGGAACUAACAGAUCUGGUUCGAGGAGGCUGUGGAAACAGACCCUCCGAAAGCCAUAUGGGAUGCUGAAAUGACCUUUUAAGAGUUACCAAAUAACAUGAUUUAUUCCAUAAAAUAUGUUGUUUACAUACUUAAAUGACUGUGUACAGAUGCUAACAAUGUGUUUUGUUUUUUAAACAAAUAUGUAGAACAUUUCCAUAAGUGAUGCCACAAUGACCAAUGGACAAUGACCGCGUUAAGCCGCGUUUCCACCGAAACUACCCGGAAAAAUUUGUCUGAGGAACUUUUUUCCCCCCAGACCUAUUGCUAGCUGUGUUUCCAUAGCGGUCUAAAGUACCGUGAAGAUAGUCCGUUGACGUAGGACUGUGCGUGACUUUCCAGUUCCCGCUGGAUUUCAUCCUCCGCAUAUAAGUUUAAUAAAGCCUGAACCUUGUCGUCAGUCCGUCGGUCGUAUUUUUUAAACCCUAUUGUUGAUUCGAAUAGCAGACAACUCUUACUGCACACACCGCAACAGACUUUAAAAAACGAUGGUUGAAAUAAAAUGCUGCGUGGAGUCAACCAAUCAAAAUGCUGUGUGAACUCAACCAAUCAGCAUGUUCAGCGCCCAAUCCCACCCCCGAAAGUUCCGGAACUUUGAAAAAGUACUACCCCACGAGCAAGUACGUUCAGAGGGGGAAUUUUUUACCUGGAAAUUCAUUAGACCCUGGUUCCUGUGGUCGAAACACCGAGUACCACCCCAAAGUCCCUAGUUCCUGGGGAAAGGUCCUGCGGUGGAAACGCGGCUUAAGGAACUUUGGACUACCUCUUGAGUUAGCAAUGGUGUUCUGGUAUUUCAAUGUAACCAUUUUUUUGCAGAGCCUAGAUUACAACAGUCUAGAAUACAUUGUUUAUUCUUUUAAUAUUUUGUGUCAGUUAAUUUGCAGACUUGUGAAGGUUUUGUUCAUUAAAAAAUGGUGUAGUUUGACUUGA
This is a messenger RNA of Ctenopharyngodon idella (grass carp), 2533 nucleotides long. RefSeq names its product galanin receptor type 2. The transcript is spliced from 2 exons. Gene Ontology annotation, biological process: neuropeptide signaling pathway. Lineage: Eukaryota; Metazoa; Chordata; Actinopteri; Cypriniformes; Xenocyprididae. Gene Ontology annotation, molecular function: G protein-coupled peptide receptor activity. The record is from RefSeq and is a predicted model, not a curated record. Gene Ontology annotation, cellular component: membrane. Bases 602 to 1633 code for a protein of 343 amino acids.